This is a messenger RNA of Hordeum vulgare subsp. vulgare (domesticated barley), 1462 nucleotides long. RefSeq names its product salt tolerance receptor-like cytoplasmic kinase 1. Gene Ontology annotation, molecular function: protein kinase activity; ATP binding. The record is from RefSeq and is a predicted model, not a curated record. Bases 75 to 1118 code for a protein of 347 amino acids. The transcript has a single exon. Gene Ontology annotation, biological process: protein phosphorylation. Gene Ontology annotation, cellular component: plasma membrane. Lineage: Eukaryota; Viridiplantae; Streptophyta; Magnoliopsida; Poales; Poaceae.
UCUCCCAAACGGACAGGCCAGCACGCACCUCUCCUCCUCUUCCAGAGUCAAGCUCGCCGGAAGGGAGGCCGGAGAUGCUGCUGCACAGGCCCAAGUUGCCCCUCCUCUGCUGCGGGUGCGGCACCGGCGGCGUCGCCACCCGAGGGGCCGCAACCGACGAGGACCAGCAGCAGCCCGGCAAGGUCGGCGGCGCGAGGCAGCUGUCGUGGGCGCAGGUGGAGGCCAUGACGGCGGGCUUCACGUCGGCCGUGGUCGGCGAGGGCGGCUUCAGCACAGUCUACCUCGCGCGCCUCGCCGGCUCCUCCCAGCUCGCCGCCGUCAAGGUGCACCGCAGCAGCGAGCGCCUCCGCCGCGCCUUCCGCCAGGAGCUGGACGCGCUGCUCCGCGUCCGCCACCCGCACAUCGUCCGCCUCCUCGCCUUCUGCGACCAGCGCGACGAGGGCGUGCUCGUCCUCGAGUUCGCGCCCAACGGCAGCCUCCACGACCACCUCCACGCCAGCAAGGCCUCUGUUUGUCCUCCUCUUCCGUGGGCGCGGCGCGCGGCCGUGGCGCUGCAGGUGGCCCGCGCCCUCGAGUACCUCCACGACCGGUGCGAGCCGCAGGUGGUGCACGGCGACGUCAAGGCCUCCAACGUGCUGCUCGACGCGGCCAUGGGCGCCAGGCUCUGCGACUUCGGCUCGGCCCGCGCCGGGUUCUCGGGCUCGGCGGCCGUGGCGGUCCGCCCGCCGCGCGCCGUGCUCGGGUCCCCUGGGUACGUGGACCCGCACUACCUCCGCUCCGGCGUGCUCACCAAGAAGAGCGACGUGUACAGCCUCGGCGUGCUGCUCCUCGAGCUGCUCACCGGCACGCAGCCGUUCAGCGACGGCCGGCUCCUCACGUCCGCGGUCGCGCCCAUGAUGAAGGCCGGCUCGUGCUCCUGCGACGACGACGUGCGUAAGCUCGUCGACCAGAGGCUAGGGUGUCGGUACGAUGUCUCCCAGGCGGCGACCAUGGCAACGCUGGCGGCGGCGUGCGUCGCGGACAACCCGGCACUCCGGCCGUCCAUGGCCGACGUGGUCCGGACCCUGGAGCAGAUCUCGGCCGCCGGGAGACGAUCGGACGGCGUAACCAAGCCGUGAGGAAGAUAGAGCCGAUCGAUGCGUCGACCCGACGUGGCGAGCGUCGUGACCGUAGGAUGGAUUGAAUCCGGCACCCACCCGCAAAGCAAAGCAAUUGGGUUGGUGAGGAGAAAGCAAAUAAAAAUGGUUGGUUUCGACAGAGACUUGCCUUGAGCAAAAUUAUCAGGCUCUCAUAGUCAUAGGAUUACAAAUUUCUGUGCAGCUUUCUCUUUUUGUUUCUUUUAAUUAAUCUCUCAGAGGUGAUGAUGAGAUCUUGUACCUUUUAAUCCAAAAAAUGAGAUCUUGUACCUAAUGUCCUAGUGGCCAGUGGGAUCAUUUUUAAUAAAACAUUCGUUCCAUGAAAA